This is a messenger RNA of Cannabis sativa, 942 nucleotides long. Its product is annotated as squamosa promoter-binding-like protein 7. The transcript is spliced from 4 exons. Gene Ontology annotation, molecular function: DNA binding. The record is from RefSeq and is a predicted model, not a curated record. Lineage: Eukaryota; Viridiplantae; Streptophyta; Magnoliopsida; Rosales; Cannabaceae. Gene Ontology annotation, cellular component: nucleus. The coding region runs from base 1 to 942 and encodes 313 amino acids.
AUGGCGCUUCACGGUGGCAAAUGGGCAGACUACGGCGGAGGAGGACGACUCGGACUAUCGGAGUAUGGCAGAGGAGGGUCGGGCUUAGGGAGGAGGAGGAGGAGAAGUGUCGGAGUGAGUGUGGCGACCGCAGCGGAGUCCCUUUUGGCUGUUACUGUGCCAAAGUGUCAAGUUAAGGGUUGCCACGUUUCGCUGGUGAAUGCUAAGGAUUACCACCGGAGGCACAAGGUGUGUGAGAUACACUCUAAGGCUCUGAAGGUGAUGGUUUCAGGGUUAGAGCAACGCUUUUGUCAGCAUUGCAGCAGGUUUCAUGUAGUGUCUGAAUUUGAAGAGUCUAAGAGGAGUUGUAAGAGGAGAUUAGCAGGCCACAAUGAACGAAGAAGAAAGAGCUCUCAUGAUUCUAUUGCUAGACACUCGUCCCAUCAUGAGAACAAUAUAGUAGUGGGUGGGGGAUUUCCAUACAUAUGGCAACUUCCACGAUCGGACGUGCUCUCUCUCUUCUGUCAUCUAAGACCGCCGAUUAUUCGGGUGCCCCCAUCUGAAUCCGACCUCUCCUCAAGAUCAAGCGCAGCCCUUCGUGAGCUCAUUGCUGAAAACCGCGCAACCAUAAUGGCUCCUCAGCUAGUUGUGGACGGGGACGCAUGGCCCUCACAUCACGCCCACCAUCAUCCGCCCAGGGAUCAACUCUUUGGUUCCGAGGCCCCACGAGCUUUCGGUUCAAUGGAGUCCCACCAUCACCACAACAUAUUUCCAGAGCCUCACCAUAAUGGUGGCUGGGAAAGGAUAGGCGAAAAUGGUAUGCAUGUCACGCUUCACCUGAUGCAGGCACCGAGCCAGGGUUUUGGAGCGUUCAUGGCUUCCACGGGAAAAACUAAGACUGAGGAAGAUGAUUGUUCUGAUCACCAUUUGUGGAACUUCUUACAGGGACACAAUCUUGUCUAG